AUUAUAUAUCAUUUUAAUUACACAAAUUUUAAACAAUUUUAAAAUAUUUUAAUUUAAAUUUAUAAUUUUAAUUUGUAUUUUGUAAUUUACACAUUUACUUUCCCUAAUAUACUCCAAAAUGCAAUUACCUUCCAACUUCUUACACAUAAAUUUAAAAUACACUUCAAUGGAUGGCUAACAUUCUACAAUUUGAUGAUAUUUUCACCUGGCAGAGUGAUACUUACCGUUCGGUAUUUGUGGAUAGAAAGAACUCAUUUUUAAUAUACCAAAAUGCCUUUGACAAGAGUAUUCGUGUAAUAGAUGCCAAAAAUGGCAAAUCAGUCUACAGUAGUAACAGGUUUAACAAGCAAAUAUGUGAAUCAAUACUAGUUUCAUCUGACAGAAACUUCAUCUUAUACUGGUUCAAUGACCCAGUUACAAUAGGAAUUCACAACAUGCUUAAUAGUGACGAGAGUGAUGUUCUUCUGGAUCCUUCACAGUACGAGGAUUCAAUUGUGUUGAAAGUUUUUUGGUCAGAUAAUGAGAAUUCUAUAAACUCAAACUUUGUGAUUAUUUGUAAUAAUAGAGUGGAUGUAUACAAUUUUUCAUUCGAGAGUUCUUUGCUCAGAACACUGACUAGGAAAUCAGUUAGCUGUUUAGAUGCCUGGAACGACCUUAGCGGGAACUAUUUCAUACUUUUACAUCACAACAAGUCUUUAAAUCCAUACAAAAUAACUAACAAUGAAAUAUCCCAAUUGCCUGAAAUCGGAAUAACGCUGGCCUACGGUCACCAGAUACAACACUACGAAAUAUGCGUUGCUACACUAUAUGAAGGCACAUACUGUAUCUAUAAGGACGUUGUUAAUGGCACACUGUCGCUUAGAUCAUUGACCAAUAAUAAAAUACAUGAUAAAGUUCUAGAAGUAAACAGCCAAGGCUGGAUAGAGAUUUGUGUAAUUGAUAACUUGCUCAUCGUUUUAACUGGCAGUGGGACCUGCUACGUCUUUGACAUUGCAAUUAAAAAUGAUUACCUCUUGGCAAAAGUUCCCCAGAAAAAACCUCCAAUUUCUGCAAUAUCUAGUGAUAUAGAAGCAUUCAUACCAAAUAUCGUUGUUGACUUUUAUGGCGGAUUUGCAUACUACAUAAGUCUGGAUUUCAACACACUUUCUCUUUAUUUGUCGAGAUACUUCACAGAAACCAUGUCAGUCGAGUUUUUUCAGAGGCGAAUGAAUUGCACUGAUCGAGCCAUGGAAAUAAUCACAACCUCAAUAGAGAAUAGAGUUCAAAUUAAGAAUUUACUGUCACUUUCACUGACUGUAGCAGAACCAUAUUCAGAAACAUUAAAAAGGUUAAAUAAAUUAAAAGGGAACACUGGUAAAGGGCAUCCUAUUCCAUUUAACCUGAUUGAUAAGUUCAUUGGAGAAAGAUCAAUAAUAACGGAGCAUAACUUUGCAACAUCUGCGCUAUAUCCAUACGUGAUUAGGGAAUGGAAGCUGAAAAAUGGAGUUAACCUGUUUGAUUUUUCAAUAUCUCUACUGUGUUAUCACAGGAAUAUUGGUUUCCAGGAGUUGAUGAAGGCAAAAGAGGGGGUUAUCAUACCUAAAAACUGUGUUAACCAUUAUAUUGUUAAAAGCCAGAUAUUGUCUGAGUCCAAUGAAGAAAUAAACUUUGACAUGAGCAACUACUUGUCAUAUUUUGACAGCACAGUAUCAACUGAGGCUUCACCGUAUUCAGGAACUAAGACUCCAGCAUCACACACUAAUACACAUUUGUCGACUAUCUCCUCCUCCAUGACUAACAGUCCUGCAUCUAGUCCCACGUCCAGAAAUUUUAACAGUGAAAUUGGAUUUGAGGACGAGGUUGAUCCCUUUUAUAAGAGUGAGAGGAAGGACAAAGUUCCAGAAUUGUAUCGCAACAAGAAAACUAACUAUAUAAUCAUAGUUACACUUUGCUACAUUAAAUCCCUAGUUUUCAACAGACUUCAUCCUUCGAACAUGCUGCUCGUGUUUCUUUUUGACGUUUGCGUCCUGUACAAUAACCUGAGUCUGCUUACUUACAUGAUUCGAGCUAGGGUUGUCAGAGACAACUUCUUCAUCUGCUACAGACUGUAUCUUUUAUUUCACGCCCUAAGUGACAAUCACAUCAAGCAGCUUUCCUAUGAUAUGUCUAAGCGUCUAAAGUUAUAUACAAUAACCAUUAAAAUACUCUUACACGACAAACAGUACUACAAAGCUCUGAUGUUGAUCAAGAAGGAGAAGAUCGACUAUCCCAUCUACAGGGUACUGUAUCUGGCUGCCAAUGACGUGAGUGAACAGAAGCUGAGACCUUACUUGUGGCAACUCCUAAUCUCGUUCAUUCUCGUCUGGGUUCAGGAAAACAAGAACGAGCCUCAGAAGCACACCAGACCAAACCUGGAAAACUGUCAGAUGUGGCUACCUGAUGUACACUAAUAUGUUUUUGGAAUUAUUCUCCAAUUAAUUUGUUAAUUCUCUA
Theileria parva strain Muguga is the source of this 2472-nucleotide messenger RNA. RefSeq names its product Colon cancer-associated protein Mic1-like family protein. The coding region runs from base 171 to 2429 and encodes 752 amino acids. The transcript has 15 exons. Gene Ontology annotation, cellular component: late endosome membrane; lysosomal membrane; Mon1-Ccz1 complex. Lineage: Eukaryota; Apicomplexa; Aconoidasida; Piroplasmida; Theileriidae. The record is from RefSeq and is a predicted model, not a curated record. Gene Ontology annotation, biological process: regulation of autophagy.